AUGAUAUUCUUGUUUUGGAUGUUCCUUUUAGACCCACUGAUCAUGUUAAAUGGUGCAGAAAGCAUUGUGUUAAUGAUGGCUGUCUUUUUUGUGCCUUUUUUGUUAAUUGGACAUGAAGCAGGCCAAGGAGGCAUUCGAUCUCUUUACCGGGGCCAGACACCAGACCUGAAAGUUCAAAUAGAAAAACAAGCCAGCAAAGAACCCAGCCUCCAGUCCCAUGAACAAGACAUGGAGAUCGGGUAUGAGGAAGAUAAACCUUCAUCACUAACUUUUGAGGGCCUGGAGCAGAAAUUCCAGGAUGAGAUUUUGAAACUGAUAAAAGAACAUGGUGAUGAAGAGGAUGCAGAAAAUACUAGGCACAGGGAGAAAAUAGUGGAAAUAAGCAACCAAUACCAGGAGAAACUAUCAUCACUUCGAACCCUACAAGCCAAUAGAAGAGAAGAGUUUCUUCGCAAGGAAUCACAGGCACGACUUCAUCAAUAUCAGCAAGCUGGAAUAAGCCAUCACCUUGUCAUAGCAAGUUCAGUUGAUCCCCAUGGUUACAGCGGGUCUGCAGCCACAGAAGCACAUCAAGCUUAUGCCACAGGUCAGUAUGAAUCCUAUAGAGAUCGAACUUCAUCUCUUGGGGGUGGGAGGAGCCAAGGAACUGAGGGAAGGGUUCCAUAUCCGCAGGGCCGUGUGUACAACAACAAUGCUGGUGCUCGGUAUUACUAA
This is a messenger RNA of Ilex paraguariensis (yerba mate), 714 nucleotides long. NCBI's taxonomy places the organism in Eukaryota, Viridiplantae, Streptophyta, Magnoliopsida, Aquifoliales, Aquifoliaceae. The record is from the annotation of a GenBank genome assembly.